AUGGGUCUUCUAAACAAGGUCGAGGAUAGACCAACGCCAUCCAAUGUCUACAACUGGCGCAUCUACUUCUCAGCCUUCGUGGCUGGUUCUGCUGCCAUCAUGAUCGGCUACGACUCAGCCUUCAUUGGUGGUACACUAGCACUCAAGUCUUUCACGACAGAAUUCAACUUUGCCGCAAUGUCAACGUCACACCUCAAUUUGAUCAAGGCCAAUAUUGUCUCAUGCUACCAGGCAGGUGCCUUCUUUGGUGCUUUCUUCGCCUAUCCAUUUGGUCAUUUCCUCGGCCGAAAGAAGGGUCUUGCUAUCUUCGCUGCAAUCUUCACACUUGGUGCUGGUCUCAUGCUGGGAGUGAACGGCGACCGCGGUCUUGGCCUCCUAUAUGGUGGUCGAGUGCUUGCAGGUAUUGGUGUUGGUGGUGCUUCCAAUCUGUCACCUAUCUUCUGUGCCGAAAUUGCUCCUCCCGCUAUUCGAGGUCGACUUGUUGGUCUUUACGAACUAUCCUGGCAGAUUGGUGGUCUUGUAGGCUUCUGGAUCAAUUAUGGAGUUGAUCAGACAAUGGCGCCUUCUCGUCGUCAGUGGAUCAUCCCCUUUGCCGUUCAAUUGAUUCCGGCUGGUAUGCUCUUCGGCGGUAUUUUCCUGAUCAAAGAAUCUCCACGAUGGCUCUUCAUGCGCGGCAGACGUGAAGAAGGUAUCAGAAACCUGUGCUGGCUGCGACAGCUAGAACCCAGUGAUGUCUAUAUCCAAGAGGAGGUCAAAUAUAUGGAUGAUGCUAUUGAGCACCAGAAGGCAACCGUCGGAAUGGGCUUCUGGCAGCCCAUCAAAAGCGUCUUCACGCAGAAGAAAGUCUUGUACCGUCUCCUACUCGGUGGUUCACUCUUCCUGUGGCAGAAUGCUACCGGUAUCAACGCUAUCAACUAUUACUCGCCCACAGUCUUCAAGUCUAUCGGUGUCACUGGUACUUCCACCAGUCUUUUGACCACAGGAGUUUUCGGUGUUAUCAAGACUGUCGUCACACUCAUCUGGCUCUUCUACCUUAUCGACAAUUUUGGUCGUCGUCGGUUACUCAUGUACGGUGCCCUAGCUGGUUCCGUGUGCAUGUACUACAUUGCCAGCUACAUCGCCAUUGCCAAACCUGCUCUACACCCUACAAAGGAGCUCUCACGCGGUGGUAUCUCAGCCAUGGUAUUCUUCUAUCUUUGGACUGUAUCAUAUACUCCAUCCUGGAACGGCACUCCAUGGGUCUUGAACUCGGAAAUGUUCGACCAGAAUGUGCGCACUUUCGCACAAGCUUUUGCAGCAUCGAACAACUGGCUCUGGAACUUCAUGAUCGCCCGCUUCACACCACAGAUGUUCAGCAGCAUGGGAUACGGCGUGUAUCUCUUUUUCGCUACUCUCAUGAUCUGUGCGGCUAUCUUCACCUUCUUCCUCGUGCCAGAGACCAAAGGUAUCCCUCUCGAGGCCAUGGACAGACUAUUCAGCAGAGAUCUGCCGGCAAGAAAGGCACAUGCUGUUGUCCUCGCUGAGAUGAAGGAGGCUGACAGACAGUUCAGAAGGAUGUCAAACAUUGAGAUUGAGAAAGGAUCAGACUCUGAGUCUGCUUCACAAAAGUACGUGGUCCAAGGCAAGCACGUCGAGGCAGUCUAG
Lithohypha guttulata is the source of this 1644-nucleotide messenger RNA. RefSeq lists its product as uncharacterized. The transcript has a single exon. Gene Ontology annotation, cellular component: membrane. Gene Ontology annotation, molecular function: carbohydrate:proton symporter activity. Gene Ontology annotation, biological process: carbohydrate transport; transmembrane transport. Lineage: Eukaryota; Fungi; Ascomycota; Eurotiomycetes; Chaetothyriales; Trichomeriaceae. The record is from RefSeq and is a predicted model, not a curated record. The coding region runs from base 1 to 1644 and encodes 547 amino acids.